AUGGCCUUGGAGACCGAGAGGGGGUCUACAGCGUCUCCAACGCCUCAAGGGAACCCUACCACUCCUGCAGCUGUGACAACGCCCAACUCUAUAACCAAAGUAACGAGUAGUAAUACUGAAGCAACCACAGCGUUGGUUGUCGCAAAAAUAACAGCCCCUGGACAGGUUGAAGAAGUCUUCAAAGCUGUCACCGAUGCUAACAUUACUGUAACCUUUGAGACAGCGUCCACAGCGCUCAAUGUCGUUGACAACCUGACACAACAGUCAUCAGGGCAAUUGAACAAAGAGGAUAUCGACAGCAUCAAGGGAACCUUGUCUGCCGUUUCAUCCCAAGCAGCCUCCACGAAAGAAACGGCUCAGACGUUCUUGGACAUUGUCAAAACCAUUCUUGUACCGAACGACACUUUGACGGAUCCCGAUACAGUAUCUUCAGAGAAUUCGACAUCCGCAAAGAAGCACGCUAGUAGCAUUAUGGAACUUCUUGAAUCAUUCGCUUCGGAUGCAGCUAAAAACCUCUUAUCACCAGCCAAGAAGAAGGUCGUCAUACAGAACGAUGAAUUAGUUCUACAAUUAACAAAGAUCUCACCAGAAGACACCGCAAACAUCACAGAGCCAGUGAUAGUGAGUGUGAACUCCAGUAUGAAUGAACUUCACUUCCCACCAGCCGUCUUCAGAGGGAGAAAUGUCACCAUCAGCGCAGUGGUGUUCAACAAUCUUCAUCUGACAUCAUCGUCCCAGCUUGGCGGACUCCAUGGCAACGACACACCCACCAGCGUGGGGUCAAAGAUCAUGUCAAUCCAGGUCGAGGCGACUGACGGGUCAGAGGUCACGUUCAGUGCCAAUGAUCCGAUUGAACUGGUCUUAGAACUGAACGAGGAUGCAAAUACAACAAACACUCAAUCCUUGUGUGUCUUCUGGGAGUUUCUAGAAGAUGAGGAAUCAGGAGGGGUGUGGUCAACAGUCGGUUGUUAUAGGAACCAAACCAAUGGCUCGCAGAUCACGUGUCGUUGUGAUCACCUGACUAAUUUUGCUAUUCUCCUGCAAGUUAACCCAAAUCCGGUGGUAUUAUCCCUUGCACACCGAGUAACAUUGGAUAUGUUAACCUACAUUGGUUUGGCCCUAUCCAUAGCAGCUCUAGUAUGUUCACUCUCCACGUUCGUUUUACUCAAGUAA
This is a messenger RNA of Strongylocentrotus purpuratus (purple sea urchin), 1173 nucleotides long. Its product is annotated as adhesion G protein-coupled receptor L1-like. The transcript has 10 exons. Lineage: Eukaryota; Metazoa; Echinodermata; Echinoidea; Camarodonta; Strongylocentrotidae. The coding region runs from base 1 to 1173 and encodes 390 amino acids. The record is from RefSeq and is a predicted model, not a curated record.